ACACAGAUGAAAAUUAAAGCAGAGAAAAACAAAGGUCCUUCCAGAAGCUGGUGGCAACUUCACUGGGGAGAUAUUGCAAAUAACAGCGGGAACAUGAAGCCGCCACUCUUGGUGUUUACUGUGUAUCUGCUAUGGUUGAAAGAUUGUCACUGUGCACCCACUUGGAAGGACAAAACUGCUAUCAGUGAAAACCUGAAGAGUUUUUCUGAGGUGGGGGAGAUAGACACAGAUGAAGAGGUGAAGAAGGCUUUGAUUGGUAUUAAGCAAAUGAAAAUCAUGAUGGAAAGAAAAGAGAAGGAACACACCAAUCUAAUGAGCACCCUGAUGAAAUGCAGAGAAGAAAAGCAGGAGGCCCUGAAACUUCUGAAUGAAGUUCAAGAACAUCUGGAGGCAGAAGAAAGGCUAUGCCAGGUGUCUUUGGCAGAUUCCUGGGAUGAAUGCAGGUCUUGCCUGGAAAAUAACUGCAUGAGAAUUUAUACAACCUGCCAACCUAGUUGGUCCUCUGUGAAAAAUAAGAUUGAACAGUUUUUCCAGAAGAUAUAUCAAUUUCUAUUUCCUUUCCAUGAAGAUAAUGAAAAAGAUCUCCCCAUCAGUGAAAAGCUCAUUGAGGAAGAUGCACAAUUGACCCAAAUAGAAGAUGUGUUCAGCCAGUUGACUGUGGAUGUGAAUUCUCUCUUCGAUAGGAGUUUUAACGUCUUCAGACAGAUGCAGCAAGAAUUUGACCAGACUUUUCAAUCACAUUUCAUAUCAGAUACAGACCUAACUGAGCAUUACUUUUUUCCAGCUUUCUCUAAAGAGCCAAUGACCAAAGCAGAUCUUGAGCAACAUUGGGACAUUCCCAACUUCUUCCAGCUGUUUUGUAAUUUCAGUGUCUCUAUUUAUGAAAGUGUCAGUGAAACAAUUACGAAGACACUGAAGGCAAUAGAAGAUUUACCAAAACAAGACAAAGCCCCUGACCACGGAGGCCUGAUUUCAAAGAUGUUACCUGGGCAGGACAGAGGACUGUGUGGGGAACUUGAGCAGAAUUUGUCGAGGUGUUUCAAAUUUCAUGAGAAAUGCCAAAAAUGUCAGGCUCACCUAUCUGAAGACUGUCCUGGCGUACCUGCUCUGCACACAGAAUUAGAUGAGGCCAUCAGGUUGGUCAAUGUAUCCAAUCAGCAGUACAGCCAGAUUCUCCAGAUGACCCGGAAGCACUUGGAGGACACCGCCUAUCUGGUGGAGAAGAUGAGAGGGCGAUUUGGCUGGGUGUCUGAACUGGCAAACCAGACCCCAGAAACGGAGAUCAUCUUUAAUUCAAUACAGGUAGUUCCAAGGAUUCAUGAAGGAAAUAUUUCCAAACAAGAUGAAACAGUGAUGACAGACUUAAGCAUUCUGCCUUCCUCUAAUUCCACACUCAAGAUCCCUCUUGAAGAAAGUGCUGAGAGUUCUAACUUCAUUGGCUAUGUACUAGCAAAUGUUCUACAGCAUUUUAAGGAACAUUUUAAAACUUGGUAA
Molecule: messenger RNA, 1494 nt
Organism: Chlorocebus sabaeus (green monkey)
Lineage: Eukaryota; Metazoa; Chordata; Mammalia; Primates; Cercopithecidae
Gene: CLUL1
Product: clusterin like 1
Cellular component (GO): nucleus
Molecular function (GO): misfolded protein binding
Source: RefSeq, a predicted model, not a curated record